AUGGCGGACUAUGCUGCACUCAAGACGCCGGUCGUCGCGGACACGGGCAGUCCACGGUCCCCGUCGUCGAUGCAUGACCAGGCCACAAACACGCCUCCUUCUCGGUCCCUGAGCGUGCACGUCGUUCGCUUCUUGAUCGUGCUGAGCAUUGCUGCCUUUGUGUUUGGGAACAUUGCCACGUGGGCGCCGCUGUACGAGCUCCAGCUGGUCAACACGAUGAAAGACUGGUGGAACGGGUACCCCGACAUGCCCGACAUGAGCAGCCACAGCCACGCGAUUCUGGACACGGGCAUUGGACGGAACCUCACCGAGACGGGCCACACGGAGAUGAUCCGCCCGACGUUCCUCCUGCUCUUCUGCAUUGGUCCGUUCCUUGCCAGUGUCCUUCUGAUCGAGUUGCUGCGCCACCUCAAUACGGCUCGACGCCUCACGUCGACGCUCAUCUGGCGCGUGGCAAUGCUCUUGCGCCGCAAACCACAGCUCCCAAUGCUCGGCGUCUCUCGGUUCUCCCUGGGCGAGUGGAUCGUUGGCGUCGUCUACGUGCUCGGCGGCAACGGUCUCUGCUGGUACUUCCAGUGGGACCGCCGCAUUGACAUGGCCACCGAAGCCGGCACGUUGGACACGACCAAGUACUGGAACAUCGUCGGCAUCAGCUCGUCGUACCUGUGCAUCUACAACAUGUCGUUCCUGCUGCUACCCGUCACGCGGAACUGCGGCUGGAUGGAGUUCUGCAACGUCUCGUACACGAACGGCGUCAAGUUCCACCGCUGGACCGGGUUCAUGACGGUUCUCACGGCGGUCGUGCACAUGGCAGGCUACUGGGGCAGCUGGGUCCGAAAGGGCCAGUGGCAGGUCAACCAACUGCCGUGCACGCGCUGCGACUUCACGCUCGACAACUCUGGCGGGGGCUACUACGCCUGGUUCAACGUCUUUGGCUUCGUGUCGACGCUCGCGCUCGUGCUCAUGAUCCCGACGUCGUUCCCCAUCAUCCGCCGCAAAGCGUACGAGUGGUUCUACAUCUCGCACUGGGUGCUCUUCGUCGUCGCCGUGUUCUUCGCUAUCCUGCAUUGGGCUCAGAUCCUCUGGUGGAUCCUGCCGUCCGGGUGCGUGUGGUUCGUGAGCCGAACGGUGUCCAGCUCGAACGCCCUGACGCCCGUCACCGUCGCCGAGUUCGCAGUCCUUGGCGAGGCCGACGACGAGCUGGUCAAGAUCGUGCUGAAGCGUGCUGCCCCCGGGACGUCCCCGUGCUCGCCGUCGUACGACUACAAAGUCGGCAACUUUGUCUACUUGAACGUCCCGCCGAUCUCCAAGCUCCAGUGGCACGCGUUCACGAUCGCGUCGUCGCCCAAGACGAGCGUCACGGACGUCGUGUUGCUGGUCAAGCCGCUGGGCGACUGGUCACAGGACCUGGUGCAGUACGCGGCCGAGUGCCACCGCGACCACACCUCACCGCUCGUGUACAUGGACGGCUUCUACGGCGCGUCGCUCGAGCUGUACGAAGACUACUCCGCCGUGUGCUUAGUGGCCGGCGGCAUCGGGGUCACGCCCGUGUUGGCCGUGCUGGACGACCUCGUCGCGAAGCUGUCGCGCAACGGCGUCGCGUGGACUCAGCGCUUUACGUUCAUCUUCACGUUCCGCGAGCUGAGUGUGCUCCAGACGGUCGCGCCCGUGCUCGCCAAGCUGCGGCAGCUCGACCCGCACGAGCAGUUCUUCCGGUCGCACUUGUUCGCCACGGGCACCUACUCGGAUGUGAGCCUCACUCGGCACCUAGAGGUCCUGCCCCGGGACGAAUCGCUGGAUGCAGCGGCAGCAAAGACUAUGGGCCGAGCUGCGCGUCCGUUCUACGAGCCUUUGCGCUCGAGCAACGGGCUGCGCUUUGUCCUGUUCCUCGUGCUGUACGUCGUGGCCAUUGCGGUCGUGUUCACCGUGCGAUGGGGCAAUGGGAUCAUCCAGGGAGACGACCGCUUUGAGCUGUGGCCGCUCGAGCGCGCGUUUCAGCUGCUGAUGUUCUGCCUCACGAUCGUCGUCGUCUACGCCUUCGUAGGCUACGAGUACAAGAAGUUCGGCGGCGGCUGCAGCCGUAUGAACGCCGUGACCGGGUCAGCCGUCGUGCCGAUGACGUCCGCAAGGUAUCCGCUAGCGGUCGACGCGUUCGGAGGCGACGUCCACUCGGUCCGUGACCUCCUCGGCCACUUGAACGUCACAAUGGGCGAGCGGCCGCAGCUGCAGUCACUCUUGCAGCAGACCCUCGCGAUCCACUCGAUGGACGACAGCUCAGCGAGUGUACUGCCUGUCGUCGGUGUCAUUGUAUCCGGUCCCGAGUCGCUGAAGGUCGCCACGAACGACGCCGUUGUCGCUCUCGGACGCCGCCACUUCGACGUGCACGAAGAAGAGUUUGAGCUCUGA
Messenger RNA from Hyaloperonospora brassicae, 2406 nucleotides. The record is from the annotation of a GenBank genome assembly. Lineage: Eukaryota; Oomycota; Peronosporomycetes; Peronosporales; Peronosporaceae.